This is a messenger RNA of Penicillium griseofulvum, 831 nucleotides long. RefSeq lists its product as uncharacterized. Lineage: Eukaryota; Fungi; Ascomycota; Eurotiomycetes; Eurotiales; Aspergillaceae. The record is from RefSeq and is a predicted model, not a curated record. The transcript has a single exon. The coding region runs from base 1 to 831 and encodes 276 amino acids.
AUGAACACCAGCAUUCAAGAAAUGACAUGCAAAUCAAUCGAGCUAGACGGCUUCGGCUCCGUCGCAGACGACGCUUGGUUCGACCAACACACUGCGCCCAUGGACGGAGAGGAAGAGACUGGGGCGCAUCCCUAUCAAGCCGCAGCUCUUAAAGCGUACCUGAAAGGCGACUUUAAGCCAACAGAGACAGUUGCCGCUAUGACCAUACCUUAUGGCUCCGAGAAGAAGACCGACCUGCAAGGCCGCGUACUAGGCAUAAUCGAAGACGCCCUUUUUGAGCUGCCCGAAUGCCACACGCUAGCGCUCAUCAACCUACUAAAGGAACUUAGCCAGCACAGCGACCCAGUCUGGAAAAGUCUCAGGAGCUUCGGCAACUCGUGGUCAGAUAGAUGGAAGCAGAGCCACUGGCGUAAAGCGCUGGCGACGCGGGAUCCAGCCACAAGAGCGAAGAGGCGUGAGGCCCACGUGCACCUAGCUUUUGUGGAAGCAUCUUGUGCAAUGGCUGCUCCCGGACCAAAUGCUGAAGAUGGUCUAUUGCCAUUAAGCUGGGGCUAUGAGUGUAUCUCCGAGGCGCUUGAAUGCCAGGAUGCAGUGUGGGACUUUGAGGUACCUGCUGCAGCGGUGUGGAUUGAGAUAGCCAGAGAAAGACUUAAAGAGGGUGCGAAGAAAGGCGAGAAAUCCUGGGCGUUAGAGAGAGAGGGGAGGCUUUGGACGGGACCGAUGAGCAUGGAUCGGUGGAAUUUCUGGUUGCAAAGGCUCGAGGAGAUUGAGAAGGUUGACAAGGUUAUCUCGACGGCGAGUGAAGGCGGGGUGCUCUUGAGCUCAGGGUAA